This is a messenger RNA of Mesocestoides corti, 432 nucleotides long. The record is from the annotation of a GenBank genome assembly. NCBI's taxonomy places the organism in Eukaryota, Metazoa, Platyhelminthes, Cestoda, Cyclophyllidea, Mesocestoididae.
AUGAAGCCUGCAAAGUUGGCGAAUCUGAUCUUCGCAGCGGUUGCAACCACGUUUUUCUUAAUUGCCAUUUUUCUUGGCAUGCCACCCUGCCAAAACGUCUUUACCUGUGAUGAUGACUUACUUGUCUACUUUGGUGCUUUGUUUAUGACCUCGGCUGUGCUUCUGUUUGCCGCUACAGUUCUUUUGGCAAUUGGGUUCUACAAGGAAUUCGUCUGGCUGCGACCCACCGUCGCGGUUGUCUGCGCCCUGAGCUCGUUCUGUGGAUUACUAGGAACAAUGAUGGCGCCAUUUCGAUUUGUAUAUCCCUGGGGCAUGUGGUUCAGUACUGUCAGCACGACAUUUUCUAUUGCAUUCGUCAUAAGUGCUUCCAUUUCAACGUUUUAUCAAAAACCUGUAUUGUCUUCAAAGGCGUCUCAGCUGAAUGCCUUUUAA